AUGGUGUUUGAAUGUCUAUCAUCAUCAGCCUAUAAGUGCCCACUGCUGAGCAAAGGCCUCUUCUCAUACGGAGAAGGUCAUGGCGGCGUUAAUCAACUAGGCGGAGUAUUUGUGAACGGACGACCUCUUCCAGACGUGGUGAGGCAAAGAAUAGUAGAGCUGGCUCAUUCAGGAGUGAGGCCCUGUGACAUCAGCCGGCAGCUACGGGUUUCACAUGGAUGUGUCUCCAAGAUAUUGUCGAGGUACUAUGAGACUGGAAGUUUCAAGGCCGGCGUGAUCGGCGGUUCCAAGCCGAAGGUGGCCACACCCCCAGUGGUAGACGCCAUUGCAGCAUACAAGAGAGAAAACCCAACUAUGUUCGCCUGGGAGAUCAGGGACAGACUCCUCAGUGAGGGGAUCUGCAGCCAGGAUAACGUGCCUUCAGUUUCCAGUAUAAACAGAAUUUCAAAGCAAAGUGUGGGAGAACCAUGCUUCCGCACGAAUGGGUCGGCUCGACCGGAGUGGUACCACGGCCCCACAGAAAACCGGCGUGAAACAACCACAGCGUUGUGUUUCGCCGUGAUUGUUCGCAACAAGGCUGCAGAGAAGGCGAAGCAGGCCCACAAUCAGCAGCAGCAGCAACAGGAACAGGAGAUCAGCUCAGCGCAGGGGAGCGUAGUAUCUGUGAUAACCCACGCAGGCAACGCGCCCGGCACGACAGCUGUGCUGUCUCCGACCCCGGACCAGCAUGUCACUAACACUGGCAGCUACAGCAUCAACGGGAUCCUAGGAAUCGAGCAGGUCGAGGGUCUCCACAAUGGGAACGCGACGGGAUUGAAGAGAAAGAGGCAUGAAGACCAAGACGAAAACCGGGACUUCAACAGCCAUUCGGAAGACGACGUUAAAAGGCAAAGAAGUCAUUACAAUGGCGAUCAAAUAUACUCCAACCUCUGGUCAUCUUCAAAAUGGAGUCUCAAAGACGAGUACAAGCUACUAUCAGAGCUCGGUGGCGCCGCCGGUGGCGCUACCGGUUACUACGGAGAGUUAUUCGACACUCCAUACGAACACGCCGCCCAUCCUCAUUACACUCCACAUUCAGCAACGAAUGACUCCACGGGAUCCAAUGGAGGAGCUGGUGGCGAACCUCCGUCAGCAGCUGCAAGUCCUGAUGCAGCAGCGUUGGUCGUCCUUCAGCCACCUGCACCACCGUAUCCACCGUACGCACAUUAUGACGGUACGACAACAUUAGCCAGUGAAUAUGCAUACGCGGCACCCUACUCACAGUACUCACCAUACGGAGGACCCUACUCGCAUUCUGCUGCCACCGGCCUUCUGUCCAAGUGGAUUUUCUCCUUGUCGUGGGUGCGGUUACAAACAUACAAUUUCACAUACACUGACACCCAGACCCGGAACAACAAUUUGUGGAUCACACAAAGAGUUGUUCCGGGCGGGAAUCGAACACGUUGCACGGCCACCGCACCACACGUGCAGUCAAAAGUUAGAACUCCAUCGAAAAAUCUCCAAGAAGAAAAACAAAUAUGGAAGAUGACGAGGAUGAUGAAUGUCUACCAGAAGAAUCAAUCAAGGAAGAAUGUCCACCAAAACGUGAUCAUCUAUGUCCUCCCAGAGACAUCGACCCUUGCACUUUACUAG
Messenger RNA from Spodoptera exigua (beet armyworm), 1632 nucleotides. The record is from the annotation of a GenBank genome assembly. Lineage: Eukaryota; Metazoa; Arthropoda; Insecta; Lepidoptera; Noctuidae.